Plasmopara halstedii is the source of this 842-nucleotide messenger RNA. RefSeq lists its product as uncharacterized. NCBI's taxonomy places the organism in Eukaryota, Oomycota, Peronosporomycetes, Peronosporales, Peronosporaceae. Bases 583 to 828 code for a protein of 81 amino acids. The record is from RefSeq and is a predicted model, not a curated record. The transcript has a single exon.
GCUAGUUGAAGCAUGAGUAUCCUACGCGUUAGAUAAGUUAAACGGCCGUCAUUAAGCUUUUCGAGAAGAUUUUAACCGUUUGUAAGCAAACGCACUUGUAUUGCGACAAUCAGUAUGAUCGGUGCCACUGUUACACUUGAGUGCUUACCUCACUCCGAUAACUUCAAAGUUGUAAGAAUAAUGGGGUUCGGCGCAAGCAAAAGUGCUCAGCGCAUCCAGAAACUUACGCCAUUACAUCAGUGAGUUGACGCAACUAAAGCACAGAAGUGCUACCGAUCACCUGAUGCGAUAUCUUUUAGUUUUCUCGGUUAUUUCCUUUGAAAUGAUGGUUUGUGUGAACAAAGCUAUCAUGUAGCGAAAACAUUUGAUGCACCGCAAUUUUCUUACUCCCAUCUUAAUGCCACGACGUUCACGUUGCCAGUAUCCACUUUGUAUUUUGACAAAAGUGCAAUAGACAACCGCUUUCAAUGUUAUAUUCGGGGUCCCAAGUUGGCUUACAGCUCGAAUGAAGCAGAAAUCUAGUCGCAACACAAUUAGAGUACCCUUUUUGCUUCAAAGCUACGACAUGGCAAGUACUGAUCAAUGCUGUCCGUGCUUCCGCAUCUGCGUCAGAUACUAGGAGCACUCGAGCACGACUCUGUGGUAUGUUAUCUCGUUAAUUUCAUGCCCUGCUGCAAUUUUCUUUGGAUAAUUUCGAUGCACGGAGAUCUCGUGAAUCGUACCCUCUGCAUCGAGGGAUUGUGCAAUAGCUGUAAAAGCACCUUGUGGAAUAAAGUGUGGGUAAAACACCGCUUACAGCUCGAGUUAUUCGAAGUUGUCAUAGCCUGAUUCCAUCGUCUUUA